Molecule: messenger RNA, 2218 nt
Organism: Thecamonas trahens ATCC 50062
Lineage: Eukaryota; Apusomonadida; Apusomonadidae
Exons: 1
Coding region: 1-2106 (701 amino acids)
Cellular component (GO): cytoplasm
Molecular function (GO): phosphatidylinositol-3,4-bisphosphate 4-phosphatase activity
Source: RefSeq, a predicted model, not a curated record
AUGUACUCCAAGCCAUGGAACUCGACCGGGCCGUCGACUCGGUAUGUCGAGGCUGCGCGGACCGAGGUCAUCUCGCGGGCUGGCCACGUCAACUCGGGCUCGUUUGCGACCUUGCUGUCUCUGCACAGGCCCAGAGCCGAGGAGCCGUUUGACCUCUCCCCACUCAAGUUUGCGGUGUACAUGUCGUCGGGCGACAACCUCAAGCUGCCGUCCGAAGAGGAUCUCGUGGGCGCCAUCCGGGUCUCGGGCACCAUGCAGCCGGGCCAGCACGCGACGACGGCGCUCAAGACCCGCCGCGGAGUCGAAGUCGGCCAGCUGAACAUCCGCGCCGAAGGCGUUGCACCGCCGUUUGACUCGCCAUCUCUUGUCGACCACCGGUACAAGUGGGGCGGACUGUAUGUUCACGAGACGCUCGAGGCGUCGUCGUUUGCGUUUACAACCGCCCAGGCUGCGCUCAUUCUUGCUGGUCAGCGGCACGUGCUUGACCUGCGAGUUGCGCUCAAGGCUGCUGAGGCGACGCUUCGUGAGGUGCAGGCGGAGGCCGCCGAGUUUGACGAGGCUUGCGCCGCUGGGCGUGCCAAGGCCAAAGACCGGCCGCGGUCGCUCUCGGCGCGGGUCCGGGACGCGCUUCUUGAUGGGGUCCGCAUCUUUGAGCACUUGUACUCGAUCCGGAUUGGGCUCGCAGCAGCUGAAGCUGGAGCGGUGGACAGCAAGCCGUUCAAGCCAUCGACAGCCAAGUCCGACGUCAGUCUCCGGUUUGUGGCCACCAACCUCCACGUGCAGCGCAUGUCCGUGGGCACGACGCUGGGUCGGCCGCUGCGGACAUACUGCACGGUGACGGUGGGCGCGCCGGCAGAUCACGCGUCUGGCUUCAAAGACGGCGGCGGGAUCCGCCAGCUGGAGGCCAAACUCAUGGACGCCAUCCGGGCGUCAGCGUCGGGGCCAGCUGACGUCGAUCUUCAGGAGCUGCAGUGGCGGUUGCUGGCCCGGCGCGACGCUGCACAGGCGCAAGCACUCGCAGCGCUUGUCACCGCCUUUGUCGCCAACUUUAACAACGCAGUCCGGGAAUUGCUCUACCCGGGCUCGCCAGAGGCCAGGCUGGCUGCCGAAGCUAGCCUCGACCUCCUUGCCCGGUUUGGUUUUGUCUUUGAGCUCGAGUCGCUGCUAUCGACUGCUGGCUCAGAGCUGGGCAUGCUGGGCGAUGCCGAGGCGGCGAUGAGAUCGCUUCGCUCCGUCCGCAUCUUUCUCUACCGGUGGGAGGAUGCGCACAAAGCCGGCGAGACGGUACCGGUGCCCAGCGAUGCUGCCGAGGUUGAUCUGCUCGGCUCGGACACCGAAUGGAUUGGCAUUGUGCCGUGCCUUGUCGACGUCCGGCACUCAGACCUGAGCCGGUCGGCGGCCGAGGUUCGCCUCUGGCUCUCAAUGCCUCCCGGCGUAGAAGAACAGCCCGAGUACCCAGAUGCGCUGCGGCGGGUACUGAAUGCGGCGACGAGUGGUGGAAUUGAGGUCUUCCCGAUUGUCUUUACGCAGGGUAUCAACGAGAAGCAGUCGAUGGCCAACUUUGGCACAGCGCACCCGAUGCUCUCGUCGCUCUUUGGCAGCUCUGUGGCGCAGAGCGAGAUCAACAACGAAAACCUGGCGCAGCUGGCGUCAGUGUAUGCCAAGGUGCGCUCGGCGCUCGAGGCGCGGGUUGCCGACGGCGACUUGCUUGUCGCGCCGCUCGACGAGCUCGACGCCCGCCUGGCGCAGAUCAGCGAGACUGUGGCGCUGGCGGCGGUCGGCGGAAAGAAGAACGUCUCGGUUCUCACCCAGACUUCGCGUUUUGUGCGGAGGCUCGGAGGCGGGCGGGCGACGUGUUGCAAGUCAGCUAAGGACCGAACGUCGAUGGCGGUGACGCUCGAGCAGGCCUCCCUCCUCGCCGACAAUCAUGGGCUAGAGACCGAAAUCCAUGCAAUGUGUACGGUGAUGCGUGCGCUCGGCGUGCGUCGCGAAAACGCGUUUGUCAACGCCGGCCGGCGCAAGUACGCGUUCAACGCCUUCCAGGCCAUGCUCCUCCCGUCGGCGUACAAGCCGCCGGCCGGCGCCGGCGGUUCGGUCGUCUCGUAAGGUGCUUUACUCGGGAGUGUACGCCGCUGCGAGCGAGUCCCAGACCGCCACGAUCUGGCGCGAGAGCUCGGCCUCGAGUGGCGAGAGGCAAGUAAAGAGCGAGGCCAUGCGA